UAUAUAGAUUCGUGAUGAAGCACGGAUCAUCAAAUUACCUUCGCUAGCUAGUAGUAGUACUCAUCAAGCGUCGUAAUUAAUCAGCUAACUUACAAAUUAAUUUACGAUGUAUCGAGCUCUAUUUCUCAUGGCCCUGAUCACAUCCGCGGUUUCAAGGAAUGAAGAAGAGCAGUGUGGGGACAUGUUCAAGAGCUUCACUGAAGGAAUAUCUCUGCAACCCUCUCCACAGUAUUGCAAAGGAGUGAGCCACUUGAAUAACGUCCUCAAGCUUACAUCCCCAAUUACUUUGCAGAGCUUGAAGAAGGGCAAGGAAAAGGUAGGGAAACCGUGUGAAUGUAUGGACUUUGAGGUAAUUUGGAAAAUAAGAUGUGUAAGAUGCGAACAAGAUCCGGGCACGAAUGUAACCGAAUACGAAUCACACGUGAAUGUUCUAUAGACCUCUCUAUAUUGGGAUGCAUCUUAUUAAAAAUUAUAGUUUCUCUUAGUUUUAUUUGAUCAUGCGUUUCCUUUUAUCUUAUAGUUUACUAAUAUUAUAGUUUCUUUUUUCUUUGCUAAUUUGAUAGGGACUAAACCC
Molecule: messenger RNA, 574 nt
Organism: Thlaspi arvense
Lineage: Eukaryota; Viridiplantae; Streptophyta; Magnoliopsida; Brassicales; Brassicaceae
Source: the annotation of a GenBank genome assembly